UGACAAUGGCUUUUCUGCAGCAGUACAUAUGCACUGCAUAUCUGUGCUACUUCGGUAACCCACUUGCUGCGCGCCUAUACUUGUCUGUGCGCGUUUUCUUUGGACUCGUUCCCACUCGUCCAUGUGCAUUUCCGUUUAUUCAAACUUGUUUGCAUCAGCCGGUACUCAUUUUUUUUGGUUCAUACUUGCUGCUACUUGUUGCAGAUUAUCUACAGUCUUUGGGAUACUACUCAGGUCUAAACAUACACGUAUUCGAGAUGUACUUCCAUCAAUCCAACUCUUCCAGCCAUUAGUAUCUCUGCGAUCCCUCUUCUCUCUCUCCCUUGAAUCAAUUUAAUUUUCGGGUGAACCACACACCUUUAAAUUGAUCGCCUUGCUAUCGGAGCUGUUCAAAUGAAGGCGUCGUAAGCGUGUACAUUGUAGGUGAAGACCAGGACUGCAUCCACUCAUGGUCACACUCUCCGUGAUGUUAUUGAAGUACGUAGACAUGAAUCUUUGAAUACAUGUGUUGUACCCUGUUUCGGGGUACGGGAAAAGCUC
Molecule: messenger RNA, 540 nt
Organism: Suillus plorans
Lineage: Eukaryota; Fungi; Basidiomycota; Agaricomycetes; Boletales; Suillaceae
Exons: 2
Coding region: 6-293 (95 amino acids)
Source: RefSeq, a predicted model, not a curated record